Paramisgurnus dabryanus is the source of this 3392-nucleotide messenger RNA. Lineage: Eukaryota; Metazoa; Chordata; Actinopteri; Cypriniformes; Cobitidae. The record is from RefSeq and is a predicted model, not a curated record.
AUGUUUAGUGAUAUUGGAAACACCACAAUUGUUGCAAGAGCAGAAAUUGACAAUAGAAAUGACAUAAUGGAGAGUCAAGCUGAAGUGGAUGAGAAACAUCAGAUUGUAAAAAUAAACCAUAAUGUUUCACAGAAAGAAACUCUGAAGACAGAAGACAUAAAGUGUGAAAAUAGUUUCAGAGAAGAUGAACGCCCUGCAGAUCACAAGAGGACUCACAGUGAGGAGAAACCUUUCACAUGUCAAGAGUGUGGAAAGAGUUUCACCUUUCAAUCGAGCCUUAGCAAGCACAAGAAAACUCACAGUGAGGAGAAACCUUUCACAUGUCAACAGUGUGGAAAGAGUUUCACCUUUCAAUCGAGCCUUAGCCGGCACAGGAAAACUCACAGUGAGGAGAAACCUUUCACAUGUCAACAGUGUGGCAAGAGUUUCAGAGAUAAAAGUAAACUUGAGACUCAUGUGAGAAGUCACAUUAAAAAAAAAACACAUGUGUGCCAUGAGUGUGAAAGGAGUUUUACAAAAAAAAGUUACCUGAAGAGACACAUGAGGUCUCACACUGGAGAGAAACCUUAUUUAUGUCAACAGUGUGGAAAGAGUUUCUCCUUAAUAUCGAACCUUAACCAGCACAUAAAAACUCACAGUGAGGAAAAGCCUUUCACAUGUCAACAGUGCGGAAAGAGUUUCAACUUUAAACCGAACCUUAACCAGCACAUGAAAGCUCACAGUGGGGAAAAGCCAAACAUGUGCCAUCACUGUGACAAGAGUUUUCCAUCUACAAGUGACCUUAAGAUACACAUGAGGUCUCACACCGGAGAGAAACCUUACACUUGUCAUCUGUGUGGAAAGAAUUUCAGAACAAAACCUCACCUUAACGUACACAUGAGGAUUCACAUCGGAGAGAAACCACACGUGUGUCAUCACUGUGGAAUGAGUUUUAUAACUGCAGGUGAACUUAAGACACAUUCAAGUAUUCACACUGGAGAGAAACCUUACAUAUGCCCUCAGUGUAAAAAGAGUUUUACAAGUAAAGGUAAUCUUAAGUCACACAUGACAAUUCACACUGGAGAAAAACCUUUCACAUGUCAUCUGUGUGUAAAGAGUUUUAAAACGAAAUGUGACCUUAAUAGACACAUGAGAAUUCACACUGGAGAGAAACCAUUCACUUGUCAACACUGUGGAAAGAGUUUUAUAAUGAAAUUUGACCUUAAUGCACAUGUGAGAAUUCACACUGGAGAGAAACCAUACGUGUGUCAUCAGUGUGGAAAGAGUUUCAGGACAAAACCAAACCUUAAUGUACAUUUAAUCACUCACACUGAAGAGAAACCGUUCACAUGCCAUGAGUGUAAAAAGAGUUUCAAAACAAAAGCUAACCUUAAAAAACACGCAAGAUUUCACACUCAAUAGAAAUCAUUCAUGUGUCAACAGUGUGGGUAUGGCAACAAAGUUUAGAAAUCAGCUGAGGUCUUAUUAAUAAAACUGUCUGGAGGAUCCUUACUCAAAGUCUACAUGUGCACAAAAGCCCAAGAUGUAUGUACUUGUGUUCUUGUGAAACGUCAUCACUCGCGGCCCAAGUACUGCUCCAAUACCAAGUUCACAUCAAGUCAAGUUCACAUAACAUCUCAGGAUGUGUUCUUGAUCUGCUCAUUUUAUCAAGGAUGAAUCAGAAGGUGACUUGUGUGGACAUAUGAUUUUCCCAGAAUGCAUUUCACAUCAACAGCAUUGAAGCUUAAUUCCUGCAAAAUAUUUGAAAUAUUACUCUUUCUGUGUCAUAAAAUGUAGCCGUUUAGUCGAGAAUAUAGAUGAAUAAACUUUAAAUCUGUGGUCAGUUAGUAAAGAUAGGACCUAAUAUUAAAAUUUCCUCUGAUGAUUUUGGAUAUGUGAGUUCAAGUUGAUCAAAGAGAUUCAUCUCUGCAAAUCCUUCUGAAAUUUGCCGCUGGCUCAGUGUAGCUGCUCUGCCCUUCAGUGUCUGAUCAUUAAACAUGAAAUAUUCCCUUUGGCUAUUCACUAUAUUGCCCAAUGUUUUGGGACACCCCUCCAAAUCAUUGAAUUCAGGUGUUCCAGUCACAUCUAGUGAAAGAAACUCUUAAUGCUUCAUCAUACCAAGACAUUUUGGACAUUUUCAUGCUCCAACUUUGUGAGAACAGUUUAGGGAUGGCUCCUUCCUGUUCCAACAUGACUGUGCAUCAGUGCACAAAGCAAAGAGUGAGUGUGCAGGAACUUGACUGGCCUGCACAGAGUCGUGACCUCAACCCAGUAGAACAUAUUUGGAAUGAAUUAGAGCAGAGACUACGAGCUAGGCCUUCAUCAGUGUCUUACAAAUGUGUUUUAGAAGAAUGGUCAAAAUUUCCUAUAAACACAUUCUUAAACCUUGUAGAAUGUCUUCCAAGAAUAGUUGAAGCUGUUAUAGCUGCAAAGGGUGGACAAAACUCCAAAUUAAACCAUAUGGAUUAAGAAUAUAAAGGCAGGUGUCCCAAAACUUUUGUCAGUAUAGUGCAUCUAAGAGGCUGUUUGGCAUUAACAUGCAUUUUCAUCGAUCUGAUCACAAGUGGACGACGUUAAUGACAGGUGUAAAUGGUGUUCAAAACAUUUUGAGCUCUUCCACUUUCAACCACUUUCAACCAAAUUCAGAUGUAGUCUAAACCCCUUUCGAGCAGAUUGCUUUUGUAGUGUAAAUGCACAUGUGGUUGAAUGUGUUCGAACAGCCACACGCGACCGCCUUCCCCCCCAUCCAUUUAUCUAAUUUGAGGUACUAAACACAAUGUUCAAGUCUUUUCUGACUUCUGGCGCGAACACACGGCGUACAGCGCUAUUUUUAGCCUUUCAUAGAUCAAACUAAAGCGGCUGAUCUACGUAGUUUCGUUUUGAAAGUAUGUGAAAGUUGCGCGAUCCUAUUUCAUCAAUUGCGCUGAUAUAUCAGAGAAAGCUCUAACAUAUACACGAACAAAACACUGUGCAGCAUGUUUACCUGCUAAAUAAGCAGCGGACUCCGACAUAAUAUUAGUUCUCGUCCAUAUAAACUCCUUACUCCCGCUCGCGUUUAAUGACAGCAGAGAGACUCGCCCUCUGUCUCACGGACCGUCCCCUCACAGUAUUCAGGACAGAAGCGGUCGAAAGUGAACAAAAGAGACGGAUUUAAAUACCAGGUGUAAACGUGAUGUGUUUUCUCGUCCACUUGUGAUCCGAUCGAUGAAAACACAUCUUAAUACCAAGUGUAAACAACCCCUAACUGGUAUUUGGUCUUAUCAAUUUACUUCUUUUCUUAUUCAACUGAAGUCUGUUAUUUGUUAUUAUCGUUUUAACUGAUGUUAAAGUUAAGUUUCAUAACUUAAAUCACAUAUGUUUUCUAUAGAAUCUUAACACUGAAUCACUGCCUUUGUACUGUAACUAGAUUAAUC